This is a messenger RNA of Haliotis rufescens (red abalone), 2132 nucleotides long. RefSeq lists its product as uncharacterized. The transcript is spliced from 3 exons. The coding region runs from base 74 to 1186 and encodes 370 amino acids. The record is from RefSeq and is a predicted model, not a curated record. Lineage: Eukaryota; Metazoa; Mollusca; Gastropoda; Lepetellida; Haliotidae.
GACCGGCACCAGAGGGACUGAUUGUUCCGUCCGGCCCUCCUCUACACGCCGUAGUUAUCUAACGAAGUCGAACAUGGAGGGACGCUUUCUGGUCGUUCUACUAUUGGCCUUGGACCUUGUGCUGACUGAGGUCACCUGGCGUCCGUUAUCAGGCCAGCUGCCCGGGUACGUCCAAAUCCAGGCUGUGGACAUACAAGAUGUGCCGAACAUCGGAGGUCGGGUGGUGAGUGUCUCCUACACCGCAACAAGCACGACUCAUGUGCUGUGGCAAGUUGAUGGAAAAGAGGUGAUGCACUUCGACACAAACUUCGCCACAAUGUCCGGUCAAAACUCUGCGUCUCUGCGUCUGGUGCGUGUUGACCCAGACACGUCGGUAAUGGCCACAAUCAUCUUGCCGGCGUAUCAGGAAAGCGUGUACUUCCGGGUAGGGGAGGUAACUCCAGGCAGAUACACUAUCUCAAACCACACCCUACAUGUCACCCCCAAAGAGGCUGUCACGUACGCACAGGAGGACAUCGGGGACUUCCACGUCGACGCCGUUAUGUGGGUCGGCGGCGACUCGCUGGCAAGCAAUCUUCGACUUCACAGCAUGAUGAUCAUGCCUGACUACUGUAGCCGGCCUGUCCGACCGCUGGUUGGUGUUCACUCGUCUGUACCAACGAUGAUAGAGGCUGUCCGUGGUCGAACCGACUGGAUAGGCAGCCUUUCGCCUGGCCAGACGGCAGCCGAGAGGGUUAACCUUGUGUCAGUGUCCCGCCCAACAGGGUCGCGGGGAAUGCUUGCUGUCAGUUCCACGUUCUCUCCCCCGACCAGCCCAAUUAAGUCAGUACACACCGUUCAGCGCACAUUCUUCAAACCAGCCAUCGUUAACAGCGACUUCAUAGAACGUAAUACUGUUAUGUUCUUCGGCUGGCAGAAUGAUGUGGUGGUGGACAAGCACGAGGAUGCCGACUUACAUGUGUAUGCUUUGGGCAACCCCACGCCCCGUAUCACGCUUGCGAAGAAUGGCACUGACCUCAGCCUGACGGUAGAUCGUCUGGACAUUGAAGAAGCGUAUUAUAAACACACAAUUUUCCGCUUCAGGAAUGCAACCACUGCUAGUUCCGGUCGCUAUAUUUGUACGGCCCAGAGUGGGAGUGGGCGGAUCAAAGAGACGUUUACGUUGUCCGUACGUUCAACGUGUUAGGGGAAGAGAGAGUGCGGUCACCUCAUGUUCUGGUAACGAGGUUGGUCACCGGUAAUCACCUUGCGGUUUUUCAGUGCGUUUCUAUCAAGGUGAAGGUUGAGUAUUUUUCACUUCAUACAAAAAUGUUCAAAAUUUAAACAGAACUAUCAUUGAUGCUGAGGACGAUAAAGGAAAGGCGUUAUCGAUGUAAUUUGAAGCUUGGGUACUGCUUCUUUCUUAUUUCUCCUCAGGUAAUAAUGUGAGGUCGCAUAGAUACAAUCUGAUUAAAGCCAUCAACAAUAAGAUUCCAAUAUGUUAUGCGGAAAUGCUCCGUAAAUCUUUCAUACAAUGAAUCUUGGUAUGGGCUAUUGUAUUCCGAGCUGUACGAGUUACCUUAUGCAAGGCAUACUCCUUCACGACCUGCAUUAGCUAAACCCCUUGUACAUUAACUCAUCCUUCUGGUUCACUACCCAUUUGAAAACAGUUACCAAUUACCUUACAAAACAAAAAGUGAGUGAAAGUGUUCUAACUUCUAAAUAUAUGAUUUUUCGUUGCAGCAGUCCUCGUGGUGUAUACAUGUGAACUGUGAUGCUCUAUUUGUAUACUCUGUUACUGUUCCCUCUGUGUGAGUAAUGUAAUGGACCCGUGCAGUUCCGGGUAGAGAAUAGGUCUUCAGCAACCCAUGCUUGCGACUAUGCUUGUCUUAAGAGGCGACUAACGUGACCGGGUGGUGAGGCUCGUUGAUUUGGUUGAUGCAUGUCAUUGUAUCCCAAUUGCGAGGAUCGAUUUUCAUGAUGUCAAUCACUGGAUUGUCUGGUUCGGACUCGAUUACUUACAGACCACCGAGUGCGGCGUUAAACAACAAGCAAACAAUAAUGUAAUGACGAUAUAACGGGGGUGUGCUGGUGACGCCGUGAACUUGUGUACUGUCUAUUUGUCCUAUUGGCAAUAAAAUAUGCUUCAAUCA